UUGUCAUCGGCGCGAAAUACCAAAAAGUUUAAGCCAAAAGCCGAAUAAAGGAGGUGGAAUUUGAGUCACAAUUUGAGUAUUAUACAUAUAUGAGAACAUGUAUAAUACUGUUUGUAGUGUGUGUAGUUUAUCGUGGUUGUAAUGCAGCGGAGAAAAGCGUCAGUGAAUGUGGAAGUGAAGCAGGUGAUUGGGGCUCUGUGCAGACUGUUAACGGCCACCGGCCUGGACGCUGUCCCCACUCCUGAGACCUUCAGACGGGCAAAAUUCGGUGGUGGACUCGAGGUGGAAGGUCAGUUUUGGCAGCUCCUCACCAACAUCCUUCAGAGAACUGGUGUUGUUUCCUUUGAAGCAGGUGGACAGCCAAGAGGAGACUCAGAGCACAGGAAGGCAGUGGCUGCCGGCCUCAGGCAGACUGGCUGCCAUGCUGACUGGACAUAUGGAAGGCAGACAGGAGAAGAAGAGGAGGGAAAGAGUUUCUCCGGCAGAGAUCUUCUCCUGGCACUAGGCUGGCUGCUCGCUACAGGGACACUAGAGACACUGCUGACACAGCGAGUACAGCAACUCGACAAAGUGCUACUCGCACCUUUACCUGUGAUUUCUCUGGUCUCUAGUGAGCUCCAGUUUGACUCUUCCUCGCUGCGGAGACUUCAGUGGCUCGUCGGCUGUCUGAGACACCAAAGGCGGAUCCUGCUGUCCAUGGUAGAGGAGCGGACUCGGAAACUUCACACUAUUUGUUCUGCCAGCCUCUUGCCCACUGUGUCUUCUUCCUCGAAUCAAAGCUUGACAGCACUAAAAGAGGACUGUGGUCGUAUACAGCAGCUCUGUGACCUUCUAGAGGCAUAUCUGAACUGGAAACAGGUGGAGAAUGUCUUCUGGACCUGGAUGGACAGUGUGAUGGACUGCCAUCAGACACCUUCUUUUGCCAAGGAGUCUCUACACACACCCAGUGUGUGUCAGCACAACAGCCAGAGACUAGAGAAAUGUGAAGACAUGCUAAUGAGACUACCCACGGCACAGACCUGCAGAGUCAGGCUACAGGGUAAGGGUCCAGUCAGAGGCCACAGCUACACAGCAGAGAAGUCCCAAGACAGCGUUGAACCUUCAGACAUACUGCCAGCAUCUCAGGCUGCACAGCUGCUGCUUCAGACCGAGGCUCUACUGCUGGAGAAGAGGGACAGGCUGAGACUGGAAAACCGGCUCAAGCUGCAGGAAGUGAUUGGUGAACUGGAGGGACUGGUGCUGAUCCCACCAUAGACUUUUACUUGAAUGUAUAUGUUUUGUAAUACUAUUGUAUGUUUCUUCUUUAUAUACAGUAUGCCUUUAUCAGCAUGAAUCACAGUUUUGUGCGUGGACAUAUUGUAUAAUGUAUUUGGAGAUAUUUAAGAGAUAGUUUAACACCAUAGGAAAUAUCCCUGUGUGUUCGGUACAGAGCUGUGAGUUUACGUAAAGCUGAUGAACGAUGUAUACAAAAAUAACACCAAAUAUCCUGAAUACAGAUGCUGCCAAAUGCCAAGUCAUCUGUGAAAAUUUUUUAUUAUAGCAUGUACUUAGUUUAUUAAAUCCCACUCAAUAUGAAGGAGGCAGGGUUUGUAACCCACUGCAGCCAGUUAUCAAAGGGGAAUCAGGAUGUUUUUGUUUAUCUUUUGGCAGCUGUCAUGUCAACAAUAUUUAUAUACAGGCAUUAGGGGGAAAUGGAAUGAUGGAAAGAAAAUGUUUUUAUAUUUUAUUUCCUCAUUUGUUAAGUACACAAACAGGAAUGUUGUACAUACACAGAAAAAAAAAACACUUCAAAUUUCGCACAUCUGAAGGAAAAUAUUCACUGCAAUUGUCUCAAAGUAUGUUUGCACAGUGCGUAAAUUAUAUGAAUGUUUCACCCUUGCCAUGUUGGCAAUGAUGAAAAUAUGUUGUGAUACACAGUAUAUUGUUGAAUUAUUGCCCAUCCCUAAUUUCAGGACAUCAGAAUUGGUGACUGGACCCAAAUACAAGUUACAGCCAUUGAAAACAUAUGCAUCUUUAUUCAUCCAUUACAUUGAAAU
This is a messenger RNA of Solea solea (common sole), 2036 nucleotides long. RefSeq names its product tubulin epsilon and delta complex 1 (gene tedc1). The transcript is spliced from 8 exons. The record is from RefSeq and is a predicted model, not a curated record. Bases 142 to 1254 code for a protein of 370 amino acids. Lineage: Eukaryota; Metazoa; Chordata; Actinopteri; Pleuronectiformes; Soleidae.